Molecule: messenger RNA, 3042 nt
Organism: Coregonus clupeaformis (lake whitefish)
Lineage: Eukaryota; Metazoa; Chordata; Actinopteri; Salmoniformes; Salmonidae
Product: gastrula zinc finger protein XlCGF57.1-like
Exons: 6
Coding region: 1078-2886 (602 amino acids)
Biological process (GO): regulation of transcription by RNA polymerase II
Cellular component (GO): nucleus
Molecular function (GO): DNA-binding transcription activator activity, RNA polymerase II-specific; RNA polymerase II cis-regulatory region sequence-specific DNA binding
Source: RefSeq, a predicted model, not a curated record
CUCGGCCAGUACGAAAUCCAGCAUGCUGUUUUAUCCGUGAAGAUUAACAAGAAACAAAAACGGUUUCUGGUGGAUUUGGUAAUUGUUGGGUGAGAAGCGGUAAAAGUUGUGUAACGUUAGCUUUCUUGCUCGCCAGUUUAUAGCCUAAAAUUGCCGAAGGUGAUUUGAUUUUUUAGCAUGCUCUAUUCUCAUCAACAAAGAUCAUUAUUAGCUAGCUACCUAGCGCUAGCAGUACUCAAUUUAGUGCAGACAUAGCUUGCUACAGCCUUAGCAAAGAGGCUAGUGCCAUAAAAUACCCUAAAGGGCACUUUAUGGCAUGGUUGGGACCCGCAAGACGUUCAAUUAUGAUAAUGGUGUGAAUAGAUCGCUGCUAUUGCUGGUGGUUUGUUUAUAAGUAGACUAGCUAGCUAGUUCCGAGCGUCUGGCUCUUAGUAGGCUUCAGCAUUUCGUAGUUUUGUUCAUGCAGGCUUAUGGCUUCUUCAUCAUUCUGAAUAAUUUAUUUGAUAAUGCAGCGUAAUGUUACAUUUUGUGUUGGAUGGGUGAUGGACUGGUCUAGCUCUUGAGUCCAGUCAGCUUGGUCUUUUCCCAACAGAAUUCAAAGAAAUAUGAAGGUUAACCAGACUGAGGUACUCAAGUCAGCAAGAUGGAGAACAAACCAGGAAAAAGCUACAUAACCUAGAGGCCUAAACAGUCCAACACGAGUGGGGUUACAUUCAACUCCAUCCAAAUAAAAAAGGAACCAAGAUUUGAGCAGAAGAAAAUGGGUGACCGUUCCAAACUUUCCUUGCUGAAGAAGCAUGUCAAGCAACAUCAAACUACAUCCAACCAACCGACCCCGUGUAGCCAGAUAUCAUGGAGUCCUCUAGUGAUGCUAACAAGAUUGUCUAAUGUGGUGGUUAAGACUCUUCUGAGAGACACUAAAGUGUGUUUAGUGAAGGAAGAGACUGAUGCCAGGAAGGAUGAAGACAACAAUGGCGCGCUUUUUAAAUGAUGUACACAAGAUGAUUUGUAUGCAGACUCUCCUGGUGAUGACUGACAAGAAAGAAUUUCAAAUGAAGAAGCACUCUAGUCAACAAGAUGAAGAGCAAACCUGGGAAAAAGCAACACAACAAAACCAAGAGGACUAAAUACCAUCGAGACCCCAUCAAAACAGAGUGUGGAACACAGUCAGAUGAUGUUGACUGCAAUAGAGAAGAACUAGACGUUAGCCAAGCACCCUACAUUACUAAAGGGGUUUGUAUCAGCUCCAUCUUAAUCAAAGAGGAACCAACAGACUUUGAAUUGCAGGGAAUGGGCAAGGAACAUAACCGUUCUGAUCCUUCCUUCCAGAAGAAGCAUAUCAAACAUCAAAAUACAUCCAAUCCUAUGACCCGGUGUAGCCAGAUAUCAAGGAGUCCUAUGGUGAUGCUAACAAGAUUGUCUAAUGUGGUGGUUAAGACUCUUCUGCGAGACAGUAAAGUGUGUUUGGUGAAGGAGGAAAACCCAGACGAGACAGAUGGAGUCUCUACUUCUCAGUUCUUUCCUUGUCCACACUGCACCAUCUCCUUCACUGACUGUUACUUCCUGGAGAAUCACAUCAAGACCAAACACCCAAAGCAGUACCUAGCCAUGCUGAAAAGCCACGUCUCAAAGAGUAAAACCGUGUACACCCCCACACACAGCUGUCCCCACUGUAGCUGCAUGUUCCAUACCCCACGGCAGCUACACAUCCACACCCGUCAGGCCCACCCCUCUGCCCCGCUACGGAAACUCCACCCCUGCCCGUAUUGUGCCCGCAGCUUCCAGUACAUAGCCAGACUGCAUACUCACUGCAAGGUUUGGCACAAAAUGGCUGUUGCUUUCACCGAUGGAUACCUCAGUUGCGCUGACUGUGGAAAGAGCUUCAAGAAUUGCUGGGGACUGGGGCCUCACUGGUGUCACAAGCCUGAGGACACUAAGCCUGAGGAUGGCCCUGUCUGUCUGAACAUCGGCAUGCCAUGCUCAGAGUGUGGCAAAAGCUGCUCUAGUCCUCGGAAUCUGCGCAUUCACAUGCGCACACACACCGGCGAGAAGCCUUACGUCUGCAAGGAAUGUGGCAAGAGCUUCUCAGAAGACAGCAGUUACCGUAAACACAUGAUGAUACACUCGGGGGUCAAGCCAUUCAAAUGCCAGGACUGCGGAAAGGAUUUUGCCCGGAUGGGGCGCCUCAGAGUUCACAUGACCAUUCACUCUGGCGAGAAGUCCUUCUCCUGCUCCAAAUGCGACAAGCGGUUUGCAUACAAGGACUGUCUGAAGCUUCACCUGCGCACACACUCAGGGGAGAGACCUUUCAAAUGUACUGUGUGUGGUAAAGACUUUGCUUACAGAAAUUAUCUGAAGUUGCAUCUGAAGAUCCACAACAAUGAAAGGAACUACCAUUGUGGGGUUUGUGGGCUGAAGUUCAUAAACAGUGCAGCGUUGAAAACCCACCAGCGCGCACACACUGGGGAGAGGCCUUUCCAUUGCACAGUGUGUGACAAGACAUUUUUCCGACAUGAACACCUGAAGAACCACCAGCGCACUCACACAGGUGAGAAACCAUACACCUGUACAGAGUGCGGUAAAAGCUUCACUCAGUCUGGAGAUCUGACCAAACACAAGCGCAUCCACACUGGGGAGAGGCCAUUUGAAUGUUCUGAAUGCCACCGACGGUUUAUCUGUUCUGCUGAUCUGACCAGACACAUGAGGAUCCACAAUAACUCACGGCCAUAUCCCUGCCAGGAGUGUGACAAGAGCUUCCGCUUGGCCAACCACCUUAAAAUUCACAUGAGGACCCACACUGGGGAGAGACCAUACUCCUGCCACCGCUGCCAUCGCACCUUCGCUCGCACCCACCACCUCUCCGGUCACCUGCCUAGAUGUCGCUGAAUGAUGAAAUUACACUGUAUAUAAAUAAACUAUUUUACUCUUGUUGUAGUUAUUUAACAAGGGAACAGUGAUGUACAGAAGAUGGUUUUGUGCCUGACUCUGACCUGGUAAUGCCAAUAAAUGGUAAUGACAAUAAAGGCCUCUAUACUCUGUGAA